CUCCUGGCCGAGGGCUCUUCGGCCUGGGGCCGCACAGCCCGCUUCGCGGCCAGAGGCCCCCCCGCACCAUGCCCGCUCGCGCGCCGGCGGCACGCGGGGGCCCGCUCCCCGCCCUGGCCCCGCUGCUGCUGGCGGCGCGAGGGGCGCUGGCAUCCCCCCACCGCCGUGGCGGCGAGGCGCCGCGGGGGCGGCGGCUGGACGCAGGCGCCUCCUGGGGGUCGCCGUGCGAGGACUACCAGGCCGUGCAGAUCAGCGGCAUCAGCGGCGGCGAGGCCGCCAGCUGCGAGGACGUCCUGGCCGCGGCCGCGGCUCUCGGGGCCGACUGCUCGGCCCGCCUCGCGGGGCUCUACGCCUCGGCGGUGGGGCUCAGCCAGACGGUGCAGGAGGCGUGCUGCGCGGCGUGCUCCCCGAGCCUGGUGCCGGUGGUGCUGGAGGUGGGGUCCGAGGCGGAGCUGAGCCUGGCGCUCUCGAGCAAGAAGGUGGCGUACGACGUGCUCCUGACGGCGAGCGUCGUACUGGAGAAGCCUUUGUGGGUCGACGGCAAGAAGCGGGUCACUGGUAAGGGCCAGGUGGCGCUGUCCGGCAACGGCAUGCGGUCGAUCUUCAACGUGGCCGACGGCGCCAUGCUACAGGUCGAGAACAUAACGCUGGAGGAUGCCAGCGGCCCCGCCGUCUGUGUCUUCCACGGAGGUGACCUCGCCGUGGUGGGCUCCGUGCUGCGCAACAACCGCAACCUGCAGAGCCGGCGGCUCGAGGCCCGGGGCCCAGCGGGGGCCCGAGGCCCAGCGGGCGCCGUCUACUGCAGCGGGCUGCCGACGGGGGUGCAGAACGUGACGCUCCCGAGCGGCACCGAGGCGCAGGUCUACUGCGACGGGGAGACCGAUGGCGGAGGAUGGGUGCUACUUCUGUCGCACACCGACUCGAUUGACCAGUAUACCUGUGAGUCCAUCCCCACGUUGCACGGUUGCCCGGGCAUGCCAGGCUCUACUGAGGAGAAUGUCUACGACGGUUCUGCCAGCCCAUUUGGUCACGACGUAUCCGCAAGCGACCCCUCUCCAGCGGGUGCCUACUCCAGGAACUGGACUAGCAUGGGCCUCGAGCCGCAGAUCGGAGACGAGUUUUUGCUCAAGCGUGGCACAACAGGAGACUGGGUGCGCUUUGUGCAGCUGGGGCCUUGGUGCGGUUGGGAUCAGACGCGGAACUGCAUGCCCUGGGUCGACAGAGACACUGCCCACGGCUUCUACACCAUGGGCACAGUCUACGACAGCUCUGGCAAAGAGUUCGUGACUGGCGGGAGUAGCGGUACGGAGCGCUUCAAGUAUUUCAACUCGUGCACCAAAGCGGGUGGCUGCAUGCGUUCUGGCAACGACGGCGUGGGCUUCGGCGUGCUGGAGUCGCACCUGCGGGCCACAGAUGGUAAUGGCGGCUUUGGGGGCACUUGGGGGCCACCUUGUUUUCGAUGGAACGGUGACGCAUGCGACCAGGGCGCCCAGCUCCCGUACACUUACUGGCACCGCAUGGGCGCCAGUGGGAUCACGGAGACGCCGCUGUGGAUGAUGCCAUGCACCGAGGGAGGCGGAGCCGUUGCGGCCGAGGGUGACAACAACAUCGAAAUCCGCGACAGCGUUUUCUACGGCAAUGAGGCUCCAGUGGGUGGAGCGAUGCACUUCAAAGCCUCGGAGGCAGGGGACUACUUCACGAAGCCUUCGAGCUACGUGUCGCUGAAGGGUGUCACGGUGUCGGAUAACAAGGCAACUUACGAUGGUGGGGGAAUCUCGGUGGCCGGCACGAACAAUAAUCGGCAGGUGUACCUUGACAUCACCGCCUCCCGCAUCCAAGGCAAUUCAGCAGGGGUGUCCACGGAGGACCGCGGUGGAGCUAUUUCUAUCAACAAGGGGUUUUUGACAAUGUCGAUGACAGAUGUGCUCAACAACACGGCAGACAUCGGCGGUGGAAUCUCCCUGAGAAACGCGAACGCGCGGCUCGAGCUGUGCACUCUUGGGUCUAAUCUUGCAGUGACACGAAGGGGUUUCUCGGGCGGCCUGUCCAUCGAGGACGCGAGCUCGGUGGAGCUUGAAGGGGUGGAGUUUGCGAAUAACAUGGCAAUCCCGUCAACUGGAGAUCCUACGCAACCGGGCGUCGACAUCUACCUCGGAGAUGGCUCCGUCUCUUGCGGCUCAGCCUGUGGUCCAGGAGCGUACGAGGCGGAGCUCGCCGUGGCCGACUGCGCCGACGCGUACUACGCAGGCUGCGACGCCGUGUGCUAUAGCACCACGCCCGACCCGUCGACGUGCAGACCCUGCGGGCAGGGCACCUACAACCCGCUGCGGGGAGCCCUCAGCUCAUCUGCCUGCCUGCCGUGCGCGCCCGGCACCAGCUCGUCUGCGCUCGGCGCCUCCCUGCAGGGGUGCGAUGCCUGCGAGGCCGGCACCUUCUCGGAGGGCGGAGCCCGGGCAUGCACGCACUGCGCGCCUGGCACCCACGCGGCAACCAUCGGCAGCACGCAGUGCGCGGCGUGCGGCGCGGGGACCUUCGCGGCGAGCUCGGGGCUGUCCGAGUGCCACAUCUGCAACAUGAGCAGCUACUCCGACGCGCCAGGGUCCACCGAGUGCACCACCUGCCCCGCCGCCAAGGCCACGACCGCCCCCCUCUCGCUCUCCGCCUCGGCCUGCCGGUGCCAGGAGGGGCACCUGGCCCUCCGCGGCGGAGGCUGCGGCGCCUGCGACGGCGAGCGGCUCGAGUGCCCGGGCGGCGCGCUCGAUGGCACUGUCGUGACCAGGCCCGGCUUCUACCUGCGCGCCCCGGCGCCAGAGACUGCGCCCGGCAGCUUUGCCGAGGUGCCCGAGCUCUUCCGGUGCAUGUCUCAGGAGGACUGUCCCGGCUCCCUGGGCCCGGGCGAGUGCCCCCAAGGCCACGCGGGGAUCGCCUGCGCAGAGUGCGCCGACGGCUUCAGUCGCGUCGGUGGCUCGUGCGAAGAGUGCGAGAGCACCCGCGUCCGUUUCACAGUGCUGGUCAUCCUGGGCCCGCCGGUGUUCCUGGCGUGCAUGGGGGGAGUCCUGUGGAUGGCGAGCAGGCCGUACGAGCACCACGUGACGCUUGGUGGUACGAUGGGAUCUACCCUCGGCGUGCUGGUCACCUCGCUGCAGCUCUACUUCAUCCUCUUCGAGAUGGAGGUUCAGUGGCCAGACUCCUUCCGGAUCACCGUGAUACAGCUAGCGAGGGCAGUCGUCAUCGACGAGGCCAACCUGGGGCUAGAUUGCUACUGGAAGUAUCCUCCGCUUGCCAAGUUCUCGGCCAAGCUCAUCGUCUUCAUGGUGUCGUUGCUUUCCCUGGCGGCGCUGUGGGCUGGCUGCCGCAAGUUCGUGGGGGCGGCGCGGCUAAUGGGCGAGGGCGCGCUCCUGAACGCCUGGGGGUUUGUGAGCAGCUUGGCCUUCGUGCCGCUGGCAGUCCACGCCUCGCAGGUGCUGAAUUGCUACGCGCACCCUGGGGGCCACUGGUCGAUGCGGUCCAUGCCAUCAAUGCUCUGCUAUGAGCCAGAAUGGACCAGGACGAUGCUCCCAGCGGGCAUCGCGACCUUCGUCGUAUUCGUGCUGGGGAUGUACACGAUCUUCGUUUACUUGACAAUGCGCAUACCCAGGAUGGAGAGGGCGUCAGCGAGCGUCGGCUUCUUGCUGCUCCGCUUCAGGCCGGACGUGUACUAUUGGAGCGUAAUCAUGUACACUCGGAAUAUGUUGCUCUCAGUGGUUCCGGUUGUUGCGCCAGACAAGCCAUUCGUGGUAGCAGUGCUGUUUGUGAUCGUCUGCAAAGCUUACAUUGCCCUGGUGGUUGUUUAUCGGCCUUGGAAGCUGGGCCAUCACAACGCCCUGGAUGUGGUGGUCACUGGCGCGCUGGCAGCAACACUCGUCGCUGGAGCUGCUUUUGCGAACGCACAGACGUACCCGAACAGCACUGAUCUGAACGACAGCUCCUGGAUAUUCCUCGUUGUCUGCGUGGUGGCACCGUUCUUCCUUUCUAUCGCUUGCAUGCUACUCGUGAUCUACAAGUUUUGGGCAACGGAGGCUCAGCGCGACACUCGAGCGGCGGCGACGCUUUUCCGGCAGGUCUUGCACGAGAUGACGGCCAAAGCGGAGCCCGUUUUUGCUCUGGUGGAGACAGAUCCCGAUGCAGAGCGUGUGUUGAUGGAGAACUUGGAGGGCUUCAGCCCCUACGACAUCAGCACGACAAAGUGGGCGUGCUUGCUGAUCAGCGGCCUCCUGAUCGGGCGAUCAUCGAGCAGGAGUAGCCUGACUCGCCUGACGAGCGCACCCAGCGACCUCAUCGCUUCCUUUGACCCAGCCGGGUGGAGGGCGGCCGAGGAGUCCUCCACUCCGAACAAGGCAGCGCCCGCGUCACCGCGGGAGCCACGUGUGGACCAGGAGUCGCACGGGUAUUGCCGGCCAUGCCGGGCACCCGUCGCCGCGUCCCGCGUCGCGCCGGCCCGCGCUCCCCGGUUCUCGAUAUGACCGGAGGUCUUUCCGCAGGGCAGCCCUUUCCCCGCAGGGCAGCGCGGCUGCCGUGCCGCGGGGACCCGUGCAGGUUUCGGGCGCGGCUGUCCGCGCUCCGACGCGAUAGCUUCAAAUCGGCUCCAGGUCCUCGUCUCCUCUGCUCCUGCUCCUGUUCUUCCUUGUCGGCCUGCCUGGUCUCAGCUGCGAGCGAUGUGGUCUGCAUUCAGCCCGUGCAAGAAGGACGGGCGAGAAGGAUGCAAGGGCCUUGAAAGGCCAUGCCGACACUCUGCGAGCGGGGCGCGGCCAGCGAGAGCGGCCAAGGAUGGACCGAAGGGGAAGGGUGCAAAAGGAAAGCCCAGCCCCUGACCCUGGCAGCUCUUGCUCGCCGCCGGUGCACCCACGCCCCGGACGAUAUCGACCUCUUCCAGACUCUCGGCUCCAGAGCCCGCGACCCCGUCCCUCGAGCGGACUCUGCGGCACGGCCUGCUUCUCA
Messenger RNA from Prorocentrum cordatum, 4977 nucleotides. The record is from the annotation of a GenBank genome assembly. Lineage: Eukaryota; Dinophyceae; Prorocentrales; Prorocentraceae.